This is a messenger RNA of Leopardus geoffroyi (Geoffroy's cat), 2013 nucleotides long. RefSeq names its product COUP transcription factor 2-like. NCBI's taxonomy places the organism in Eukaryota, Metazoa, Chordata, Mammalia, Carnivora, Felidae. Gene Ontology annotation, biological process: anatomical structure development; cell differentiation; negative regulation of transcription by RNA polymerase II. The record is from RefSeq and is a predicted model, not a curated record. Gene Ontology annotation, molecular function: nuclear receptor activity; zinc ion binding; retinoic acid binding. The transcript has 3 exons.
AUGUCUCCACCAUCACCUGCCACCAUUUACUGUAUCCGCUGGUCAUUCAUCAUCCACCACUGGGCAUCCAUCAUCCGCCACUGGGCAUCCAUCAUCAUUUGCUGGGCAUCCACUGAGUACCGCCAUGUCUGUUGGGCGUCCACAAUCUCCCACCAGGCAUUGUGGUCUCUGUUGACGCUCUGCCAUUUCACCACCAGCGCCUUCCAUGAGAAUGCUGCUUCCCUGGCUUGGGUGCUGUUACCUGGUGCUGCCCUCAAGAUAUCACAUGAAACAAAAAAGGAAAAACUAACCAACCUCAACCAACCAGCGCCCUGCCUGCUGGGGGCGCCGUCCUACUUCCUGUCGCACAAUCAUACGCACAAAAGGCAGUGCGCCGGCGCCAGAGACCCGGAGCCGCCAUCGUCCACAGACGGGGGAGCGGGAAAUAUGGACGCAGCCUUCACAGAUAUGGAUUCAGGAGUCCCCGUGAAGUUCGAACCCCAGGAUGAGAUGUCUGACUUUCAGGACAGCCCAGUCUUACAGGUAUCACCUCUGCCAAGCCCACUGCCCUGGGCCAUGUAUAUGCCGCAGAUGCCCAGACAAGGGAGCCCAGCCAGCAUGCUGACCGAAAUGGCGGCUGACGACCAGAGUGGCUUUGACGGCUACGGCUGUAACCAACAGCAGCCGCUGCCGCCGCCACUGCCGCCGCCGCCGCCACUGCUGCCACGGCCACCGCCACUGCCGCCGCCACUGCCGCCGCCACCGCCGUCGCCACCGCAGCCGCCACUGCAGCCGCCGCCGCCCCUGCAGCCGCCGCAACAGCAAAUCAAGUGCAUGGUGUGCGGGGACAAGGCAAGCGGCAAGCACUACGGCCAGUUCACGUGCCAGGGCUGCAAGAGCUUCUUCAAGCGCAGCGUGGUGAAGAACCUGAGCUUCAGAUGCCAAGCCGACCAAGACUGUCGCGUCAAUCAGCACCGUCGCAACCGGUGCCAGUACUGCCGCUUCAGAAAGUGCCUCGAUGUCGGUAUGAAACCAGAAGCAGUGCAAAGCAACAGGAGACCGCCCACCCAGCCAGCCCACGGGCCACCUGCGCUGACCACCCGGCAACCCUCCGACUGCUAUCCAAACCUGUCUGGGUAUGUUUCUCUGCUCCUCGGCGCGGAGCCCAACCCCUUGCCUUGGUCAAGCUGCCAGUUCACACCGCCCGACACCAUCCUCAGCCUCGAGAUCAUUUGCGAACAGGCUGCGCGGUUGCUCUUCGGCGCCGUGGAAUGGGCCCGGAACAUACCCUUCUUCCCGGCCCUGCCAAUCAGCGACCAGGUGGCCAUGCUUCGCCUUACCUGGAGCGAGCUGUUCAUGCUGAACUGGGCGCGGUGCUCCAUGCCGCUCCAUGUGGUCUCGUUCCUGGCCUCGACCUGCUUACACAACACGCCCAUGUCUUCGGACCAAGCUGCCGACUUUAUGGACAACGUGCGGAUCUUCCAAGAGCAAACCGAGAAGCUCAAAGCUCUACAAGUCGACCCCACCGAGUACAGCUGCCUCAAGGCCAUCGUGCUGUUCACUUCCGACGCCAGCGGUCUCUCCGAUGCGGCGCAAGUGGAAAGCUUGCAGGAGAAGUCCCAGUGCGCCCUGGAGCAAUACGUUAGGAACCAGUACAACGACCAACCAAUGCGAUUCGGAAAGCUUUUGCUUCGCCUCCCUUCCUUCCGCACCGUGUCCUCCGCAGUCAUAGAGCAGUUAUUUUUCAUCCACCUGAUAGGUAAAACCCCCAUCAAAACCCUCAUCCGGGGUAUGUUACUGUCAGGUAACUGUUACAGCAGUAAUAACUAGCCGUACGUGGCACUUCAAAAAAUAAGUCAAAAUAAGAAUGGGGCAGGGGGCUGAAACGGAGAGAGCAAAAAGGUAGACUGGUUUCUUUGCUUAAUACUGGUAAAGGAUAUAAAAGGGAUGUUACAAGUUUGCCAGAAGAAGGGAGGGAAAGAAUUUAAUGGACUGUGAGUUUGAAAAAAAAAAAAAAAAGACUGUCAAAUGAAC